GGAUGGAGAGAUGUAUUGUUGGAUGGAGAGAUGUACAGUGGAUGGAGAGGUGUAUUGUUGGAUGGAGAGGUGUAUUGUUGGAUGGCGAGGUGUACUGUUGGAUGGAGAGGUGUAUUGUUGGAUGGAGAGGUGUACUGUUGGAUGGAGAGAUGUACUGUCGGAUGGAGAGGUGUAUUGUUGGAUGGAGAGAUGUACUGUUGGAUGGAGAGGUGUAUUGUUGGAUGGAGAUGUGUACUGUCGGAUGGAGAGGUGUACAGUUGGAUGGAGAGGUGUACUGUUGGAUGGAGAGAUGUACUGUUGGAUGGAGAGGUGUACUGUUGGAUGGAGAGGUGUACUGUUGGAUGGAGAAGUUUGUUGCUGAAUAUAGAGGUGUUCUGUAUAGAGCAGCAGGAUGUUGAUAUGAGAUGUUGUAAUGGAAGGAUGUGGAUGAGGAAAUCAGUGAUGACAUAACAUGCAUGAUUGUCAUUGAGGAGAGGAAGUUUCCUCACAGAGGGCUGUGUGGUCUCAGAGGGAGGGCCUGAAGAACAUCUCCCUGCCUUUGUUGGUGUCUUUGUUCACAAUUUGCCUUUCAACUUCUCUCUCACUCACACGCACACAUCCUCUCUCACUCAUACACUGCGCUGUUGUUGGAGUCUCAGUGAAGAGCGUUCUGCUGGUUUUAAAGGAUGCCAUUGUGUGGAUUAGUCUUCACAUUUCUGCUUGUUUUCUCUGCUCGGGAUCUGCGUGUGUGCGGUGUUGGAGUGGACAAUCACCCCAGCUCGCCCCCCGCUCCCGAGCUGAUCCAGGUGCAGGUCAGCGGUCCCGCCGUGCUGCUGCAGUGCCGGGCCCCAGCAGGCCAUGGCGGGCGGCUAUUCAAGCUGUACCGCCUGCGGGAGCAGGUGGACAUGGUGCAGUCAGAGACGGAGCAGACGCAGGCUGAGUUUCGGGUGCAGGGGCGCGCGGUGGAGCAGGAAAACCACUACUGCUGCCAAUAUGACAACAGCGCAAUCAGCCAAUACUUCACCAUCAGGGCUGCACCAAGCCCCAUUACACCACCUCACCUGUCAGUGAAGCCCCCUGCUGGUGAUGUUCUACCUGGUAAGGUCCUGGACUUCCACUGCCAGGCUCCAUCCCCCUCUCCAGGUAACCCUCCCCUGAUCUUUCUACUGAUGAGGCGGCUGUCAGAGGCAGAUUCAGAUCAGGAGGUGGGCCGAUCCACUGACCCCUACUUCAGGGUGGGUCCAGUCAGCCAGGCGGACAGCGGCACAUACACCUGCAUAUACCAACUCACCCUGCCAGAGGGGGUCCAAAUAUCUGCCCCCAGUCCACCCGUCUCCAUCAAAAUUACAGGCCCCAUUACACCUCCUCACCUGUCAGUGACGCCCCCUGCAGGUCAUGUUCUACCUGAUAAGGUCCUGGACUUCCACUGCCAGGCUCCAUCCCCCUCUCCAGGUAACCCUCCCCCGAUCUUUCUACUGAUGAGGCGGCUGUCAGGGGCAGAUUCAGAUCAGGAGGUGGGCCGAUCCUCUGACCCCAACUUCAGGGUGGGUCCAGUCAGCCAGGCGGACAGCGGCACGUACACCUGCAUAUACCAACUUAACCUACCAGAGGGGGUCCAAAUGUCUGCCUCCAGUCCACCCGUCUCCAUCAAAAUUACAGCUCAUCUUCCGGCUCCGCUACUGUCUUCCAGUCAUGAAGAUAUGUUACUGUGCACGGGUUCACCUUCAUACCCCGGAGCUCAUUUCUCCCUCUACCACCAGGGGGCAAAAAUUCCUAUAGAAACUCAACAAGCACUGGUGGUCAAGCACAGUGCCCAAUUUGCUGUGAAGGCAGAGGGUUGGUACCAGUGCCAGUACAGCGUCCUGCUGGGCACAGUUUGGGCACACUCUGAACGCAGCUCCGCUUUAAAACUACCCUGCACUACAGGAUCACCUUCCUGUAGCCCCAGUGGUUACACCCCACCUCCCACAGCAGGAGGUAAGGUGGACCUGGCUCUGAUAAUUGGUUCCGUCUCGGCCGCGCUGCUGUUCCUGCUGGUGCUGAUCAUUCUAGGCUUUGCUGUACACAAACACGCUAAAGCAGCAGCAGCAAAAAGGAGACAGAGUGAGCAGGACACGUUCUGGAAGCAGUUUUACUUCAAAGACCACAUCGUAGAUCUCACACUACAGAGAAUCAACACCAGCCCAGCGGAGUUUUCUGGAGCAGGAAAUGAACGAAUUUCAGUUUCGGAGCCAAUCUACGACUGUCCAUUCAGCACAUUCAACGGUCCUUUAGAUAAAUGAGUCAGCGUGUCUCUCUGUGAGAACGGCGAGGUGUGUUUAUGGACAGAUCCACCUGACCAGCCUCCAUUGAAGACCAUUACAGGUGUGCAGCUCACCUUAGUGCUGCAGUGGGCGGGGCAUGCAGAUGGUGUGGCUGAUCAGAGACGUGAAGGUAUUUGGUUUGCACUGAACUCUGCCAGGUCGUCACUUUAGUUUCAGGUCUACUGGCGGCUAAACACACUUUUUCGUACGUAAUACCAAACCACAUUCAAACCCUGAGUGAAGAAUCCCACAGCCGUGUCAGCAGAAUCCAGAUUUACUCAGAUCAGUUACACCUUAUUUUUAUUAUAGAAGUGCAGUCAAAUUAAAAUGCUUAUUAGAAAAUGCUAAUUCAAUAUUUGCAAUUGCAUUUCAGCAUAAUUUGAGAGAUCUUUCUAUUUCACUUGCAAAGUCUUAUGCUUACAUUUUUAUGUAUAAUGUAGGAAAAUCUAAGCUAUGGGUUACAGAUGUUCUAAAAAAAGUGGCUGAUGUUUGAGGAUUAAUAUUAUAGUAUUAUAUUUUAUGUAUUUUAUGGUAUUUGCUCACUUUUUGUUCAAAAUUGAGCUUAUGCAUUAUUGUAUUGAACUGUGUUUAUAAAAGCCAAAAAAGGUUAUUUUUACAUGUAAAUAAGGCUAAAUUAAAUUAAGAUUGUUUAAACA
Pygocentrus nattereri (red-bellied piranha) is the source of this 2938-nucleotide messenger RNA. RefSeq names its product killer cell immunoglobulin-like receptor 3DL2. Bases 666 to 2261 code for a protein of 531 amino acids. Lineage: Eukaryota; Metazoa; Chordata; Actinopteri; Characiformes; Serrasalmidae. The record is from RefSeq and is a predicted model, not a curated record. The transcript has 11 exons.